CGGGGGUGUGAUCGCGAUGUAUAAAACCAUUGGCGAAUUCAGAAACACUAUCAGUAACGGUUUUCUGUUGUGUUCCCAAACAACUUUUCCGCUCGGCGAGCGCGAGUCAGCUGAGCUUUGAAAAUGUAUACAAAACUGUAUAUCGCAUCGUUGGUGAUAGCCUCUGCUUUGGCCAUCCCGCAGCGGUACCAAACACCAAUCCGCACGGCUAUAUCCAAUGGUGGUUCGGACGCUAGUGCCAGUAUCCUUGCUCAGAACCAGGUCAUCAAUGGGGACGGCUCAUACGCGUACAAUUACGAAACAAGCAACGGUAUUCGAGCGAGUGAACGCAGCCAGGAUGGGCUAACCGCCACCGGUGAGUUCUCCUUCGUAGCACCGGAGGGAGCGGAGUUGCGGUUGACCUACGUGGCGGAUGAGAACGGAUUUCAGCCAGAGGGUUCCCAUCUGCCGGUGGAACCACCAGCACCGGCUCACGUGAUAAGGGCACUGAAGGCACUGCGGGCGAGCAACAAUCGGGAUCUGGAUCUGGCUUCGUUGGAUGAAACCAUUGCGCGAUUGAUAGCUACCCAAGGCUAGGCUAAG
This is a messenger RNA of Toxorhynchites rutilus septentrionalis, 582 nucleotides long. RefSeq names its product endocuticle structural glycoprotein ABD-4-like. Bases 124 to 576 code for a protein of 150 amino acids. Gene Ontology annotation, cellular component: chitin-based extracellular matrix. Gene Ontology annotation, molecular function: structural constituent of chitin-based larval cuticle. Lineage: Eukaryota; Metazoa; Arthropoda; Insecta; Diptera; Culicidae. The transcript has 2 exons. The record is from RefSeq and is a predicted model, not a curated record.